AUGGGAUUGUAGUUUUUUUACCCAGUUGGCUUUAACACACAUAGUCUCGUACUUUUGUAUUUUUUACAAAUGUUCAAAUAUUUUUUAUUUCGGAUCGAAUAUUGUACACGUUGUGAUUCAAGUUUUAGCUGGUUGUUAUGAUUCAUGGUUUAUAACGCUUUAAAGCAACAAAUCUCCAAAGAGGAAAAGUGAAUGAAAAUACUCCCGGAACCAGUAGGUCGAAAAAGUGGGCGGGCGCUUCAGUCUUGCACAGACUUCAGAAACGGUCAAGCACUGAACCGGGAUUUCGGGGAAAAAAACGGGAACCGCUGUGUCCAUUUUGUUUUACUGUCUUUGCGGGGAAAGCCAGCAGAGUUGGAGGAAGAACAAAAAGGAUUCUGUAAAGUCACAGUAUGGAUAAGAUGUUUCACAUUGUUGUCUUUGACAAGACAAAUGAGGUUGAAGUUGUGCCUUCAGUCUGGAUUAAAAAUGGAGAGUGCAUGUGGCCUCCAAAUAAGAUAGAUAUAACAAAAGCUGUGAAAUCACAGGAGAGUCCUGGAGAUGACUGGAAGCCCCAUAAGGCCAGAAUUAUUUUCACGUCACAUGACUACAAGGAAGCUAGACGCAAACUACCACUUGCUGUUGAUCACACAGACAUUGAUCAGACCGAUGGAGGAGACUCACCAAUUACAUUUCAAAGAAAAAGAAUACCCAAGAACAUUCUUUUCCCUGGAGAAGACGACGACGAUGAUAAUGCGAUGGAAGAGCACCUGAAAGAACCAAAAUCAAGAAAAGGCAGAAGGUAUUCUAUACCCGAUGCUCCGAAAAUUGCUAGACAUGCCAACAAAUUAGACCCAGGAAAGCCAAACUGCCCUAAGAUCUUCCACAGUACUCUUGCCCUCCACAAUGAUGAGAUGGAAGGAAUUAAAGCAACAAAGUCCAAAAAAAAGAGGUAUGCCUUACCUAAUGCUCCAGUGAUCUCUAGGGAACAGAUUUCUCCUGCAGUAGACAACCUCCACCUUAGUGGCCAAGGCAGAACUGACCUUCAUUCACGCGAUCAUAGCAGUCCUGAUGUUAGCCUACAUGGCCAAAGCAGUCCUCACCUUCGUCCACAUGGCCAAAAGAGUCCCAAUCUUCUCCCAAGUUGCUACAGUCCUGACUUGUAUGCAGAUUGCCACAGCACUCCUGAGAUCCACUCAAGUCAGCAGACCAGCAUUGCUAUGUUAUCAUCGGGCUGGAAUUUUCUCUCCGAGAGUUGUACAUUAAGUAAAUCAAGCACUGAGACCCUUUUAAGCCAAGCCAACGUUGAGGUCAGAAGACCAGCCCAUAAAAGUAAAGAGAUCCAUAAAAAAAAGCACUCCGAACCUUCGACGCUCCCUCAGCCACACCAGACCACGGACAUCGAGCAAACAUCCAGUCACCAAAUUUUUCUUCUUCGUAAUAUAUUAACAAAACAGGAGAUGCUUAUGGACCAAAUGCGAAUUAUCAUGAAGACCCUCCAGUGUAUGCAAUCAAGUCAGGAGACAGAGAUAGGCCUAGAUCGAAAUUUGUUGCCUCUCAAAGAUCUCACUUCUCUACAGAGCAUGGAGGGCAAUCUGCGGAGUACUCCUGACCUCCAUAAGCAAUUGGUAAACACUCUGGCUCUUAAAGGUGGGGCGGAUGUGCAGGAGUCUGUUUGGAGAAUCAUGCAUGGUCUGUUUACCAACUCCUUGGCGAGGAAAGUUAACAUGAGAGGAUUGAAUGGAAAGAUUAGCUUCCUACGCCUACAGAUACGAGAUGUUGUGAUUGCGGCUGUGAGACGUAACCGUCUAACAUCCGAUGCCACAGAGAAAGACAUUGAUUCCACCGUUAAAAGAUGGCUGUAUCUGGCCCCAGACAGAGAUGGUGGACGGAAAGAAAGGAUGAAGAGCAAAGUGCUUAAGGACAAUAUGACUGGUUAACAGGAUUCAGGCUUGGAUGUUCAAAAGCUCUGUCGAGAGUUCAAAUUGUUCAGUGACAGAAUUACUGUUUCAGAGUCAUUUGAAGAGUACUACUUGUUCCUAGCCAUAAACGUGGACGUAAAAAGUGUUUUGUGAAGUGAAACUUGUUGAUGAAACAUGUUCUAGUGUUAUAUGUUUAGUGAAUCUUGUUCGUGACCAGAAACAUGGAUGUUCAAGCAUUAAGCAAAGCAAUGAAACUUGAUGAUCAAGUACCACUUAAAGUGAAACAGAGUGAAAUAAAGUGAAAACAGCACUUGUUUUAUUUUUGUUUUUCAUUUAUUUUUAGCUGAACUGACAGAGGAGUGUCAUUUUAGAGAGGAGUUUGUACAACGGAAAAAUGUCAUGAUGAAAAAACAGAUGCCAAUGCUUUGAUGUUUAACACAAUUAAAUAUUUGUUCAGAA
Molecule: messenger RNA, 2360 nt
Organism: Carassius gibelio (silver crucian carp)
Lineage: Eukaryota; Metazoa; Chordata; Actinopteri; Cypriniformes; Cyprinidae
Exons: 10
Coding region: 393-1919 (508 amino acids)
Source: RefSeq, a predicted model, not a curated record